AUGUGGAAACUUGGCCGCGUCAAAUCAAAGCAAGCUAAGAAGCAGUCCAGAGACAAAUCGGUUCCCACAACGCCACAAGCGCGGCCGAAGUGGACCGUAAAAGCGGCCGUCCAUUCCCUGAGGGUCAUCCUGUAUCCCGACGCGGCUGCGAUCCUGUGGAUGGUUGCUACGUCCUACUCGGUGUACUACACGUUCCAAGUCGCGAUACCAGUGAUAUACGACGAGAUAUACCGCUACAACGACUUCCAAAUCGGAUUGACCUUCCUGCCAGGUCUCGCUGGUAUGACGAUAGGCGGUAUUAUUGCGGGGAAGCUCGUGGACAGAAACUUUGCCAAAGUUGCACGGCGGAAGAAUAUCCGAGUCAUCCUUGACAGGAAGAAGGCAGAAGACUUGAAAGAGUUCCCCAUAGAAGACGCGAGAUACAGACACAUUGCCUACUUCAUUGCCCUCGAAGUUGCUUUGGUGAUCGGGUACGGGUGGGUGGUCAUGCGUCGUGUCCAUCCGGCUGUGCCCCUUGUGAUGCAGUUCUUUUUCUAG
Diaporthe citri is the source of this 537-nucleotide messenger RNA. RefSeq lists its product as uncharacterized. The transcript has 2 exons. Gene Ontology annotation, biological process: transmembrane transport. NCBI's taxonomy places the organism in Eukaryota, Fungi, Ascomycota, Sordariomycetes, Diaporthales, Diaporthaceae. The record is from RefSeq and is a predicted model, not a curated record. Gene Ontology annotation, molecular function: transmembrane transporter activity. Bases 1 to 537 code for a protein of 178 amino acids.